Lates calcarifer (barramundi perch) is the source of this 1135-nucleotide messenger RNA. RefSeq names its product vomeronasal type-2 receptor 1-like. The record is from RefSeq and is a predicted model, not a curated record. Lineage: Eukaryota; Metazoa; Chordata; Actinopteri; Centropomidae. Gene Ontology annotation, cellular component: membrane. Gene Ontology annotation, biological process: G protein-coupled receptor signaling pathway. The transcript has 5 exons. The coding region runs from base 196 to 972 and encodes 258 amino acids. Gene Ontology annotation, molecular function: G protein-coupled receptor activity.
AAACAGAGUUCCUCUCCUAUCAUGAGCCUCUUGGUAUCUGCUUGACAACAACUUCAUUGCUGGGCACAUUUAUCUGUGCUGUUGUCCUAGGGAUCUUCUUCCAUCAUCACAGCACACCCAUGGAAAAAGUUUCAUCUUAAUGGUUUGCACAAGGCUGGUGAUGUGGUUCUGGGUGGGCUUUUUGAAGUCCACUAUAUGUCUGUCUUCCCUGAGUUUUCCUUCACCUCAGAGCCAAAUCAACCAAACUGCCAAGGCUUUGACCUCGCAGGGUUCAGGCAUGCCAUGACCAUGGCCUUUGCUAUAGAUGAGAUCAACAGAAACUCCAACCUGCUACCUAAUGUGACUCUGGGAUACACUCUGUAUGAUAACUGUGCCACACUUGGAAUUUCAUUCCGUGCUUCAUUGUCGCUGGCCAGUGGUCAAGAGGAACAGUUUCUUUUGGAAGAAACCUGUGUGGGGGCUCCUCCAGUCCUUGGGAUUGUGGGCGAAUCAUUUUCGACAUUUACCAUUGCAAUGUCAAGUGUGAUAGGUUUAUACAAACUGCCCAUUGUGAGUUACUAUGCCACAUGUUCCUGCCUGAGUGAUCGGCAACGCUUUCCAUCCUUCUUUAGAACAAUCCCAAGUGAUUCUUUUCAGGUGCGGGCUAUGAUUCAGAUUCUAAAACACUUUGGCUGGACUUGGGUAGGGCUUCUGGUCAGUGAUGAUGACUAUGGAUUCCACGCUGCCCGAUCCUUCCAAUCUGACCUGGUUACAUAUGGUGGAGGUUGUCUGGCCUAUAUAGAGGUUUUACCUUGGGGCAGUGAACCAGCUGAAUUUAAGAGGAUUGUGGAUUCAAUAAAAAUAUCAACAGCUCGUGUGGUCAUUGUUCUUGCACAUGAGAGUUAUGUAAUUAAUCUCAUGCAAGAGGUCAGAGUUGAGAUUAUUCUUCCUAAAAUGGCUUAUGCAAAUCUUUUGAUCCCCAAGAUGAUUUGAUGAAAAAUAUUUGACAUAGGUGGUGAGGCAGAAUGUGACAGGCCUGCAGUGGAUGGGCAGUGAAAGCUGGACAACAUUUGUUGUCCUCCAGACUCCCCGCCUCAUGCCAUAUCUGGGUGGAACACUGACCAUGGCCAUCCGCCGAGGAAACAUACCAGGGCUC